This is a messenger RNA of Pomacea canaliculata, 7007 nucleotides long. RefSeq names its product epidermal growth factor receptor kinase substrate 8-like protein 2. NCBI's taxonomy places the organism in Eukaryota, Metazoa, Mollusca, Gastropoda, Architaenioglossa, Ampullariidae. Gene Ontology annotation, biological process: Rho protein signal transduction; regulation of Rho protein signal transduction. Gene Ontology annotation, molecular function: actin binding. The record is from RefSeq and is a predicted model, not a curated record. Gene Ontology annotation, cellular component: plasma membrane.
UACUUAAAUAGUUAAGCUAUUUACAGUGUAAUCAUCGAGCGGAGGGGGUGUGCUUAUCUGAUACACUGGUGUCACGAGCCUCACCCAAUCCAAAACAGUGUCUGUCGGACACUAGGAUGUGGCUGUGAAGGAGACUACUUUCAUUUUUUAGCAGAGCAUUGAUUUGAAACAUGCCUGGUGUCACCCCAAGGGGCAUGAAUGGAUACAGUGACUUUGGCCAUGGAGGUGUUUCAGAGAGAGGUUCAUUCCCAGUUGGUGCCAAUGGAUAUGACCCCUACAGCAGAGAUGACCAUAGAGAUGACAUCAUGAGGAGAGCCGACGACGAAGACCCUUACCGGCGACCUGUGCGGAAUGGCCGCCCGGGAAGUGACCGCAUGGCUACUGAUCAUUGGGGAGACCAAAACAGUCUGUCUGACUUUAACAGUUUAGACCCAGCAUUUGAAGUGGACCACCUUCGCUACUUUUGCAGCAGGGAGUAGAAAAGGGACUAUGCAUGUUGAAGAUGGCUUACGUAAACUUCGUCAGAUGGAAAACACUACUGGCAUUUGGACCAUGCGGUGCUUGUUAAUGGUGGAGAGACGUUUUAUCGUCAUCCAAGAUAAAAACUCAGGGGAGGAGCUGGAGAGAUUUCCGGUCCAUUUUGUUCAGGAACCUACUGCUAUAUUUAAGAAUGAUCGUCGGGAGAUAUACAACAACCUCAUUCUCUUCACUAUCAUAGAUGAGUCCAACAAGCGUGAUGCUCAGGCUGACAUGCAUAUCUUUCAGAGUGUUAGCACACCUGCCCAAGUUAUCGUAGAUGAAAUUGUUGCAGCCAAGAAGGGAAACCCAAGACUGACAGGAUCUGGCAUUGCUGAGAUCUCUACACACAAUAACAAACUUAGCCACUUUAGUGAGAUAACAAAAACGACAGCAGAUGACUAUGUACAUAGUCGUAUUUAUGCCCCAAAGCCAGUAGUUACACACACAGAUGACACCUACAACCGUGUGUCUUCGGUAGAAAAUGGUCAGGCAAAUAUUGUCACAGUUGAGUUCAUAGAGAUGAACGUCUCUAUCAAGGAGUUCAGGGAUACAAGAUUCCACCACCUCCUCAAGGCCCAGCACCAGAGCCUCCUGUACAAACCAGUGAUCCCUAUAACUUCAGGGAUAUGCAGCAAACUGUUGAUCCAACGCUAUGGCUAUAACCAACAAAGUGUCAGUUACUUUGGAGAUGGGGGUGGCCUUAUUGGAGGAGCUCAGCGUAGUAGCAUGAUGGCCCAUCUACCCUACAGGGAGCGAGAAGACAUUGAAAGUAGUAACAAUGAGUUGCUUGAACGGGAUGUGCAAUUGCUAAAUCACUGUUUUGAUGAUGUGGAAAAGUUUGUGGCACGACUCCAGCAGGCAGCAGAGGCCUACAAAGAAUUGGAGAAACGAAAGCGUGAUCGCAAUAGUAAAAAUAAGAAGAAGCAGAAUGGAGAUGGCAUGCUUGGAUUCCGUGCAAGGCCACCUCCAGCUCAGGACUUUGUUGACAUCUUCCAGAAGUUCAAACUCUCCUUCAAUCUGCUUGCCAAGCUGAAGGCCCACAUCCAUGAUCCCAAUGCUCCAGAACUGGUCCACUUCCUGUUUACACCGCUUAGCCUGAUCUAUGAGGCCAGUCGGGACCCUGUCCAUGGCAGCACAAAUCUUGGCGAACAGGCUGUGGCUCCUGUGUUGACACAAGAUGCAAAGCAGCUGCUUCUGAACUGUCUGACAUCCAAGGAGAUAGAGCUGUGGCAGGCACUGGGCAAGAACUGGACAACUAGCAAAGAAGAAUGGAAAGGACCAAUCCCACCCUAUGUUCCUCGAUUUUAUGAUGGCUGGCAGCCUGCUCCCAUGGUAGUAGAAGAGCCAGUGGUGCGGCCACAGAUUGAGCCAGUUGUGAUUCCACAUCAUGAUCAAAUUCGUAAUCGGCCCAUGGAAGCCCAGACUCGUCCUUACGUCCCAGAGCGUGUCAUGCCGUUCCCAUCUAUGGAUGAUCGUUCACACGUGUUCCCUCACAUGGAUGAUUUUGAUGGCCAACGUGCCCCUUCUCCUCGCAACGCUGCUGUGGACAGAUACCAGGAGUAUGUAGAACAACAUAUUCAGAGGAAUUUCAGAGCUCAUGAACCAAGGAGACCAGAACCCACCAUCUCUGCUCCACCUGUCAGCCAGGCCCGACCACCCAUGGAUGAUAACACUGCAUAUUUAGAAGAACUGAGGCGUUCUGGUGCCAUUGCGUAUGAGGUGCUUCAUGACAGACAAGGCAAAAAUGCCAAAGAGUUGACAGUCCAUAAGGGAGAAUAUCUUCAGGUAUUAGACAACAGCCGCAACUGGUGGAAAGUUCGCAACUACAAAGGAGAGGCUGGUUUCUGCCCAUACACCAUUCUAAAGGAAGUUGGUGCUGGAGGAGGAGGAGAUGGUGGACGGGGUCCAUCAACCAGCGCUCUUGACCCUAUGAUGGACCAGGGAUCAGCUGUUGGAGCACCUGUUAUGUCUUCAAGGAGAGAAAAACCAGACCAGGAUUGGGAACAAAGUUCUGGAGGAUCUCCAAUGUACUCUCCCCUCCGCACAGAUGAGGACUUGGACACCAGACAUGCUUUUCGUCCUGUGGAGCCAGCCGGAUACCCUAACAGAGGAGGGGUUGGGCUGUAUAAGAAUGCACAACAAGAUCAGCUGACCAAAGAACUACGUAAUCGCAUGGGUGCACCACGUGUCCUUGAAGCUAAUCAGUACACCCCACCCCCGCCACCUCCACCGCCACCCUCCGGUACUAGCUCGGGGAACAUGUCACCACGCUACCUGGACACACACUCCACACAGGAUGAGGUUAUUGCAUGGCUAGAGGCCAAGGGAUUCAGUGCAGCAUGCAGAGACGCCUUGAAAGGUUUCAGUGGACGAGACAUUUUUGGACUGCAUCGACAGGAGAUGGAGAGUAUAAUUGGUCAUGAGGAGGCAGCACGCCUGGAGGGGCAGCUAACCUUGCAGAAAAAAAUGACAGGGUACAAGACGCAGAGUGCAGCAGAGCUCCAGGCUAUCUUCAGCAAACGAAGGGCCAAGGCAGACCAUCGGGGAAACCUCGGUGAACCUCCUGCUUCCUUCCUCAGACUCCAAACAGUCGAGAGGGACAGGAUUCAGACAGUGAUGAGGAUGAUCUUCACCUAGCUGAUACGGGGAAGACGCUGAGAGAUCUGCUUAUCCGACAACGCCAGAAAAUUGCUGGGGCCAACAUCUUUGAUCAGGGCAGUGGAUGAAAAAGCAGGAUGGAUAUAGUGCUAUAUGAUAUCAUAAUCUUACUGGCGAAGUGUAGGAAGUUUAAAGGACUGGAGAUUCCUAUAAGGAAAAUGUGUUACAUUUCUGAUACGAUUUCAGGGACAUCAGAGACUUUGUGCAAUUGGAUAGAUACUGAUGUUUGAUUUUUGUGAUUACUGAUACUGAUCUUUGAUUAUUUUCAUUCACACUUAGUGCUCUUUUAUUCUUGUCCCAGUUCCUGUAAAUGACCUGAAAUUUUGUCUGUAUAUAUAUAGAGAGAGAGACCUCUAGCAAUUUGCCUUUCAACAGACAGAAGUCUUUGCAUGACCUCUGUCUUUUGAGUUUUGUGUAAUUUGCCACAGUUUUAUUCAUAUAAGGCACUUGUUGAGGUUGGGGAAUAAAUCAUAUGUGUACAUGAGUACAGUCUCAAUCGGAUAUGUGAAAUUCAAAUAGCACAAUCCCAGUCAUGUCUCUAAUCAUGUAGGUUAUUGAUUGAACAGACAUUGAUGGUGGCUAGAGGUCAAUAUCUCAGAUAAAAAUUUGUUGUUUAUACCAAACUUGACAUUCUUUUGUUUUUUUCGUGAUUUAUCAGUAUUAUUCCCUGUGUGACAAUGUUAUAGCCUGAAAUAGACAAUCCUAAUGACAUUGUAAACCCAAUUAGAUUUGAGAGCAUUCGAUGUGGUCCAGGUUUAUAAAAUAGAUUAGCACAGCAAACUUCGCCCAGUUGACCCAGCUGGCAGGAAUGGGUACCUGACUCCAUAUAUGAUUGGGGAAGGUAAGACAUCAAGGGAGAGGAGAUGGGCAUCGCCCUCAGGUAAAGCUGGCCCUGAGAAAAGUGAGGUCUCUAACACCUCAUUUACCUUUUUACCUUACCUUUAUUAUAAAUUAAGGCAUUUAUCACUUCAUUCCACAUGAUUUAGAAACAAAUUGGGUUUUAGAGUAAUUUGUCUUGGUUGUGAGAUGUCCUGCAUGCGUACAAUCACAACUGUGAUAUCAUGGUCUUGUGUAUUUUAGAUACUGAAUCCAUGGUUGUGUACAUUAUACCAGUUAUGUUUUAGUUCAAGAUCUGACAAUUAGAAGGUUGUUAUUAUUUUGCUAGUUUAGUUACAGAGCUUUAUUGCUGGUGAAUGGUAGAAAAUUUUAUUGGUGAAACCCAAGUAUUUUUGUACUAAGACUAUCAUUCAGAUAUAAAGGAUGACAAAUUUUCACUGACAAUCUAAUCACUUGAUGGAGUGCCAAAAGCGUUUUCAAAAGGGUGGUAGGUUAGAUUCACAGUGUGAAUGAUGCUCAGCAGUUACAAAGCAGCAUUGGAAGACCUUGAGAUCUGGAUGAUAAAGGAAUACAAAGUGGUGAUAUUAUUGACGGAGCUGUAAGCAAUUCUGAGAUGCACUUUGAUGAUUUUGAAUAUUUAAAAACUGUUUCAUUCCUUUUGUUUUCAAGAGCCAGAAUUGAUCAGUUUUAUUAUGAUUAUCUGCGAAACCCUGUGCAAUGUCCUUUCAGAAUUUGUAGUCAUAAUUGAAAAGCUAUCUGUGUCAGUCAGUGAUGUGACAGAUGAGUGGCUAAUGUGUGACAUUUAGAAUACCUGUAAGAAUAUAAGGAUGUGGGCAAUUCUGCUACACUCACCUAGUUGUACUGGGUAGAAAAUAUUUGCACUUGGCUUGCAACUAGUGAUAUCUAAUGGCAAAUAUUUGACAGUAUUCUGAGUGGCAAAUGGUUGCUUCUGCUUAUAGUGAGGUAGGUAGCCAGUCCUCUAUCAAUAAAGAUCUCCAAAAGGGGCAGAUUGGAUUUUUAAAUUGUUAAUGUUAAAUUUAAAGGGGUGCCCAGUAAUGUAGUGGUUAAAACACUCACUUAUCACCACUGCAGUGAGAUGCCUUUGGUUUAGCUCUUGUCUUGGUACACUAUGUAUGUGACACCUAUUCGCAGGGCUAGCUGUUAAGGGUUUUCUCCAGGGUACUUCGGUAUCCCUCCACCUUCCUACAUCUCAUCUUGUGAAAUCACCUCAAGAGGGGAUACACUUUCCUACUAAACCACCAACCAACCAAAAAUGAAAGUAAAGAGAUUCUGUGACAUAUAUUUCCAUAGAAAUAAUUUGAAUAUUUUUAUUAUUCUCGUGAUGUUUGGAUAUCCCAUUUAAAUAAGGUAUCAAUUUUUUAUGAGGUAAAAAAUAUUUCUUCAUUUCAGAUGUCUUCCUUUAAGGACAUUAUCAGGAAUCAUUUUAUUAAUAUUUCUCCACAAAAUAGAAAUAUAACUCAUUUAAGAAUAAAAGAUUUAUAAAAGGUAUAAAAUAAUAUCAGAAUCACCUUCAUUUGUAUGAUUUUGGUGAUGUCAUUUGGUAAUAUUUUCAAAUAUAUGAAUUUUUUCAAUUAUGUGUCUUAUUAUCAUUCUCUAAGGGGAUCUGUAAUAAUGCCUAAGAUCUGCACAAACUGUGUUUAUAAUGUGAUGUGGAGAUCUGAUCAAGCAAAGCUUGUUACUGAAUUCUUGUAAUGUAACAUUAAUGUUACCUCGAUUAAUCCAUACAUGGUUGGUCGGUGCUUCAGUAAAGCACUUGUCAGCAAUACAGUGAAGAUCAGCUGCCAUGGGUUCAGAUCUAGUCUCAGGCAUGCUGUUCUUUCUCUGCGUGUGGCACCUUUUUACAGAAUUAGCUGUUUUGCUAUUGUUGUCUUUACUUGCUGGUUCAGCUUUAAAUACCAUUUACAGCAAUAAAUCUGUAUUUGUGAAACUGUUGCUCAUUGUAUGUGUUGUGCAGUUUUGUUGUCAGGAUAGUUCCAAGCUGCUGAUACCAUAAUCGAUUUCUAUUACAUCAUUUUUUUUUGUAAUUAGAGAUUUAUAUUGGUAAGAAUUAUGUUAUUUGUUGAAAUUGAAUAUUUUUUGGUGGCUGAAAAUCUCUCAUAAUUUGAUAGCUUUUUUUCUUUUGUUCUCAUAUCAUAUACCUCUUAGUUUAUAUACAUUAGUUUAUAAACAUUAAUUUAUAUACUUCAUUGUUGAGGAGUAGAGAACGCAGUCUAACCAGAGAAAUCUCUAACUUCAUGCUAAUAUUUACGAUUAAAAUUAAUGUGACACUUUUGUCUUCAGUGUUUUAGAAGCUGGCAUUGUUAUAGAGUGGAUCACAGAUCUUGUGAAAUGCAGGGAAGGUUGUGAAUAUUUUGAUUUUUUCUUUUUUUAUUAGCACCUGUUAUUUCUAGUUCAUUUAUCUUUUACAUCCUUUGAUAAAAAAUCAGAUUGAGAGUUUUAUGCCUACUUCAUCAAUAAAACUAAUAAAAAGAUAGGUCACAUGACAGAUUAAUUAAAUUAUUUAGUUAAUUGAUGUUGCAUGCAGGGUUUUUUGUGGUGUCAGGGGUUUUUUGUGUCUUUGUUUUAUGAUGCGCCAAAAGGUUAUGUGUAUCUGUGAGGCUUAAGGGACAUUUUUGCCACAUUUAACGAUAUAACAAUUUGCUCAUUGCAAUCAGCAAGUCCAAUAAUCAAUAUGCUGUCCGCAGCUUUGGAAACAUGUUUUAAAAUUGAGUGGGUCAAAUAAUGUACAUUAAUAACUACAGACCCAUUCCUGAAUGUGUGACAACGAUUACAAAUCUGUCACAAAAAUGUGCAUCUUGUAACGCUUUUGUUUUUGAUUUUUUGGGGGCCAAACCUUUUUGGUGGAGAUUGUAAAGAUAAUAAUGGCAGUCCUCAUGUUGUAUUGUAAGCUAUUGAUCAUAACGAUUUGUACAAAUCCAUUGCAAAAUAUAACGAGCUUAUGCCUUUACAAAAUAAAGCAACAAGUAUUCAGA